AUGGUGAAUAAAGCUAAUUUGGUUCCGACCAUCCCCCUCCCCCCACCCCCCAAGACCGUCCCCCUCCCCCCACUCACUAGCACACCUCCUCCCCCCCCCCCCCCCCGCUCUCCGGCCAACAAAACGAUGUCGUCCAGCGCCGACUCCCCGUCCCCCGCCGCCGUAGAUACAACGCCGUUACUCGCCGACCAGAUCUUCCGCGCCCGCCGCCGCCCCCGCUUCCUCCGCCGACCACCCAGCCUCCGCGGCGCCGCUAACUUCCUCCGUCGCGCCAGCAGCCGGAGCCGCGCCAUGCGCGAGCCCUCUGUCCGCGUCCGAGAAGCAGCCACCGAUCAAAUCGAGGAGCGGCAGAGUGAUUGGGAACAUCGCCUUCGUAAUCGUCUCGAUUUCGGUGCUGAUUAUGAGCCGGAACGAGACGCCCUCGAUGCCGUUAAGGCUCUGGACUGUGGGUUUGUGUGUGUGUCUGAUAGAGAGAGAGAGAGACAGGGGGUUAAGGGCGGCGGCGGCGAUGAUGCUGCGGUCGCCGGAGAAGGAAGAAGGGGUGGGGGUUUGUGUGUGUCUGAGUGAGAGAGAGAGAGACAGGGGGUUAAGGGCGGCGGCGGCGAUGAUGCUGCGGUCGCCGGAGAAGGAAGAAGG
Messenger RNA from Salvia miltiorrhiza (redroot sage), 636 nucleotides. RefSeq lists its product as uncharacterized. The transcript is spliced from 2 exons. The record is from RefSeq and is a predicted model, not a curated record. Lineage: Eukaryota; Viridiplantae; Streptophyta; Magnoliopsida; Lamiales; Lamiaceae. The coding region runs from base 1 to 567 and encodes 188 amino acids.